CUUGACCUGAUGUACAUCAGAAUUCUGACACAUACUGUUUUGAGACUGUCCAUCUGAGUCUGAAAAAUGAGAGCACUGAUCAUCUUCCUCCUCCUGACCACAAGCUUCUUUCAAAUCUCACAAUCUGUGCAGGUUACGGACAGUGGGUACAGUUUCUCCCUGGAGGCAGUGAAGACCCUGCAAAAGCUUAUGGAGACUGACAUGAGUACAAACCCACUACAGACCUAUGGCGACGCAACGUCCCUUUGUGCCAACCCUGACCUGCCGGGAGAGUUAAGGGUGCUGUGCGGAAAAGAUGAUGCUGACGAAGCCUUCCAACGUCUUGUUAAAAUCAUCAGUCCUACAGAUCCCUGUGAGAUCUGCGCCAACGUGGCCUGCACUGGCUGUUAGAGCGGACACACUCCCAGCAUCCCAGAGUUCAUUUCUACCUUUGUGCCAUCAUAUGUACCUAAACCUACAGAAGAGCAGGUGAAAUAUAACAGGGAAGUUGGUUUUCAAUGAAGAUACUGCCACCUAGUGAAUCUAAACACGAUUUAUAUUACAUUUACAUUAGAAAAUGAUACAUUUCUAUGCAUGCAGAGUGUAAAAUCUGGGUUGUAGCCAGUAUUGUGCACCUCCUGACUAUAUUGUCUUUUUAGACCAGAUGAAGGCCUGUGUUUAAUUACUAUUUCUGAAUGGAAACUUUUUCCAUACUGAAUACCCUUUUCGCUCUCUGAAAAAGCCUCUGAUUAUGUACAAGGAUUGCACAGAUUAUCCUUUGCGAACACAUAGGGAGAGAUCUGUUGUUGUUAACUGUGGUUAAAGUUAUUAAUGAGAUUGUACAAUCAUUAUAAGGUGCAUUACAAGGCAUAAUAAUUGCAUUAAAACUACUUUUAUGAUGCUUUAUACAUAAGGACUUUAAGUAAAGUGUUAGAGAAUAAUUUUCUGGAAAGUUUUCUGGAUUAAGUGGAAUAGCUGUUUAACUAUGGCAUAUUAUAGCACUUUGAAUUUAGCAUAUAUCAAAAAGUAAUCUUUAAAAACAAAGUGUCUAAAAUGUUAUCUCCUUUGUAAACAUUUUAACAGUUGCAACAAUGUUAAUAAAAUACUUGAAUAAUAAAAAAAAUUAACAUUACACUUUUAAUAAUAUGUCCUAUGUUCAUUUCAUUUCAAUGUCAGUCUAACGUUUAUAAUAAUUAUCAUCAUCAUCAGACUCAAUGUAUUUACCUUUCUCUUACACUAGAGGACAGCACUGACCUAAAUUAUUUUUGGUCUUUUAUUGCUGUCCAGCUCUUGUGGAAUAUCAUAAACAUGUGUUGUGUCACUAUGGGAAUUUUGGGUACAUUUCAUUUCUACCAAGUGCCUAUUUAUUUAUUUAUUUAUGCAUAGCAACUAAAUAUCUUAGACUGUAGGUAAUGAACUCAUAACCCCAGCCAGGACAGAAAUUCUUCAGCUCUUUAGUAAUGUUAGCUAAAUGUGUACUUGAAGAACAGAUGUAUUAUAUUUGUUUUCAAAUCUCAUGAUCUCGGUGUUUAUUGAAACACAUUUGCAUAAACAGCCUCCCCCAAACAAUUCAUGAUGCACUAAUAAGAAUCGUGCUGAAAAACAGUUUGUUCAAAGUUGUGCAUGACUAAAUGUACUGACUAGGAGUGCUUUGACAACUUAUAAUUUGUGCAGUUUACAGCUCAGUUGAUCAGAUCGUAAGAAUUAAGCAUGUUUCCUGUCCAAAAGCAUCAAUCAUCAAGCCAUUUUUUCGCUUCACAAGCACAAAAUGAGUGUGAAUAAGGCAACCCCACUCAGAAUACUAACAGCUAAAGAGUUGUUCUGAGAGCCAGUUACGUAAGGAUUUCAAAGUGUUGUUUUCACAGGGAGCAGGGACCACCCUGUCUGUAUUUUAUUGUAACAUUUUUUUAAUUUGGUUUCCAUAUUCAACAGAUCUCUCCCUCUGUGUUCGCAAAGGAUAAUCUGUGCAAUCCUUGUACAUAAUCAGAGGAUUUUUCAGAAAGAGAAAAAGGUAUUCAGUAUGGAAAAAGUUGGACAACAUUUUUUAAAGAAACAGCAAUUAACAAGUUGAAUAAAUCAUUAAGUUUUAAAGUAAAACACUGUAAUAGUAUUUUCUUGUAGAAUGUACUCCAUCGCUCUUUGAAAACAAAGAGAUUAUCUACAAUGUUGAGAUGUUAUCCUAGAUAAAUGUACAGAGGGAGUUUCUGGAUGAGAAAUGUAUAAAGGAUAUCCUAUGUCCCAAUACACAAUGAUGGACCGUAAACCCAACCAUCUCAGUGGGUGGCGUAUUCUGGAAAGGUCCCUAAGCUUGACCUGCUGUGAUCUUGGAAUAAUCUAACCCAGAACAACAUACGCAUGUAAACAAACAAAGAAAAUGAACUUUUCAUGGCAAAAUAAUAAAUAAAUGAAAUUAAACAAACAUGCGGUUACUUAAAUCUGACAACUGAAUUCCAAGAAAUGUUUUUUUGUUUUUUUCAUCUAUUCUCAUCCCCCCACGCAUGAUGAAAUCUAAUUGGUUCUACAUUUCCGUUCACAUAGUGGUACCAGAGAUGGUUUUAUCAAUUGGAGAUACCAGGGUCCGUGUCUCGGCCACUGGGAAAAGCGUAAUGGCCAACUUUGAUCACAUGUGCCUUGAUAACCAGGCACCUUACAAUCUUGACAUCACUUAGUUGUGCAACAGUCAAUAACUGUUUACAGAUAUGGAAAUGAAUGAGAAGUGCAGUAAACUGAAUUCAACCUGUCACAAAAUCCGUUAUAGGCUACUGCUGAACCAAACUGACCCUUAUUUUCUGCCAAGUAUACU
Molecule: messenger RNA, 2782 nt
Organism: Carassius gibelio (silver crucian carp)
Lineage: Eukaryota; Metazoa; Chordata; Actinopteri; Cypriniformes; Cyprinidae
Product: guanylate cyclase activator 2B-like
Exons: 3
Coding region: 67-390 (107 amino acids)
Cellular component (GO): extracellular region
Molecular function (GO): guanylate cyclase activator activity
Source: RefSeq, a predicted model, not a curated record